AUGCCUACCCCUAACCCCCUUAAAAGUACUGGUCCAGCUUCAUUUGUAUCAGAGAAGACAUUUCAUAUUGCCGGGAUCCUUACCACAGUGUAUGGCCUCCAAGAGGUAACCACAUCAUGUACAUCAAUAUCAUGUUUAUGGCUCCUACAUCCGAGGUUGCAAACCAAGGAGAUGAUGAGAUAUAUAGCUUCGAGGUGUAUUCAAGAAUGGAAUCAACAAGCAGGGUCCAAUCGAACCAUUGGUCUAAUCGCUGUCGCUUUUGAUCAAAGGAAUCAUGGAAGUAGGGAAGUUAAUGCUUUAGCAAACGAAUCAUGGAAAGAUGGUAACGAAACUCAUGCACAAGAUAUGUUUAGUAUAUUCAAUGGAACGGCAAUGGAUACAAGCCUUCUGAUAGAUCAUUUGCCCUCUUAUAUCUUCAACACCAAGGACUCGCCUCUCAUCGAGCAGCACCUUGUAUUAGGUAUCUCUCUCGGAGGGCAUUCAGCAUGGCAGGUUCUGUUGUCUGAUUCUCGAGUCACGGCCGGUGUUGUGAUUAUUGGAUGUCCUGACUAUAUGCGCGUGAUGACUGAUCGAGCUCGACUUUCCAAAUUACAAACAUACACGUCAACCCAAGGAGCCGACUUCCACGGCAGUAAAGAUUUCCCCCUUGCCCUUAUGAGUAGCUUGAAGAAGUGGGAUCCCAAGGGGAUUAUAUUUGGCACUUCUGAAAUUGAAGACACUCCCACUCUAGCCAUGCAAGAGCUUUACACACCAAUUCUUGACCAAAAAAUCAAGGGGAAAAGAAUACUCGUCUGCUCCGGAGCAAAUGACAGAUUGGUUCCGUAUCAUUGUUCGAAACCUUUUAUGCAAUUCUUGAAGAAUGCAACAAGUGGAUGGUAUAAAGGAGGAAAUGUGUAUGUGGAAGACAAUGUUUACCCAGGUGUUGGUCAUGCUUUUAGUGAUGGUAUGGUCAAAGACACAAUUAGAUUUGUGAAUGAUACAUUGGUUGCAAAAUCCGGUGGAGGGGUAAGUGAUCUGUCAAAGAUAUAG
Messenger RNA from Sclerotinia borealis F-4128, 1029 nucleotides. The record is from the annotation of a GenBank genome assembly. NCBI's taxonomy places the organism in Eukaryota, Fungi, Ascomycota, Leotiomycetes, Helotiales, Sclerotiniaceae.